AUGACCACGAAGGGAGAACGAGAGCACUCAGUGGCGCACAUCGAAACGCUCGAUGACAGCACGAAUACGUCGGAUCAAGACGACCAUUUCUCCAGCAAUGACGCCAACGAGGAGAUUGUUCGUCAUUUACAGACCACGGGUGAAGAUGUGGGCUUAACAUUUCGUACAUUGAUGGCCGCCGUGUCAAUGGCCAUGUGCUACAACGCCUACCUGUUCACCCUCCUCAUUCCACCGGCGAUCCUCACGUACAUCAACGCAGAUCUUGGUCCAGACCCCAGGUACACCUGGAUCACAAUAUCCUGGAAUCUCGGCGGCGCCAUGUUCGUGACCGUUGGCGGGCGACUUUCAGACAUUUUUGGCAGGCGGUGGUUCUUCAUUGCCGGAGCCAUCAUCCUCAUCAUCGGCAGUAUUGUUUCAGCCACCGGACAAAGCAUCAACCAAAUGAUCGCUGGUGGUGCUUUGUUCGGCUGCGGUUCUGGAUUUCUGGAGAUGGCAUUUGGUGCGGUCCAGGAGAUUGUGCCGAGCAAGUAUCGACAUGUUACCAUUGGGUUAUUCGACGCUGCCUCGAUAGUAUCCCAGAUCAUGCCAUUGGUCAGCUGGGUCAUCAUCAAGCAGACGGGCAAUUGGCGUAUCUGCUAUUAUGUCAUGAUAGGUUUCCAGACCAUCAACCUUGCACUUCUCUUCUUCUUUUAUCACCCCCCGUCCUGGAAAGAAAAGAGGGCCGAACAUGGAAAGUCGGCUGGACAGCUUCUACGGGAAUUUGAUUGGUUAGGACUGUUUUUGUUCUUGGCUGGCUGUACCCUCUUCAUCGUUGGGGUCAGCUGGGGUGGAUCAAUGGCCCCUUGGGUUUCUGCGACAGUUCUUGCACCCAUCAUCAUCGGGCUGAUAACGUUGAUUGGCCUAGGGUUUUACGAAGCUUACUACACCCUUACCGCACCUUUGUUUCCGCCGCGUCUCUUCAGAGCACUACGCCAUUUCACUGUUCCGAUGCUGGUCAUGGCCAUAGGCGGAAUGCAGUAUUACUCCAACGCGACCCUAUGGCCCCGCCUUUCUCAACUCAUCUACGCCAGCGACGAAAUUUCCAAAGGCCUCUACGCUGAAGUCCUGCCUCUUGGUACCAUCAUCGGCGGGAUCAUUGUGGCUUUCAGCAAGGUCAUCGGUCACCAACGUUGGGUUAUCAUGUUUGCCGUCGCCCUGCAAACAGCGUGUGUUGGCGCCAUGUCUACCUCCACAAUGGAUAAUCCUGCCAAGUCGAUUGUUUUGACAGUCAUCAUCUCGACAUGUACCUCAGUCAACCUACUCAACGGUAUGGUUCUAGUAGGUUUUGGCAUCGUUUACCAGGAGGAUAUUGGCACUGCGGCCGGUCUUGCAGGAACUUCUCGACUUCUUGCUGGCGCGGUAGCUACCGCCAUCUUUGGAAACGUUACAAACAACAAGUAUGGAGAUGUCUUGCCUGCGCACGUUCGUGAUAAUCUUGCUCCUUUCAACCUCUCUUCGGAUAUCGUUACUAGGUUGGUCACAGCAGCGAGAGCGAACACUGCGGCUGGAUAUGCAGCUAUUCCAGGCAUAACCCCUACAAUUCGAGCUGCUGCUAGCUUAGGGAACAAGCAAGCGUAUCUAGAGGGUGCGCACUUGUCGUAUCUGGUAGCACUUGCUUUUGGACUGCUGGGUGUGGUCGCUGCUUUCUUCAUUCCGUCGGUCGAUAAGAGGAAAUACACCGAUAAGACCGUUGCGGUCCAGAGAAAAGACAGAAAGGUAUUACAGGAAAAGAAGGUCGCAGAGAUUGGAGGGCCAUGA
Alternaria atra is the source of this 1797-nucleotide messenger RNA. RefSeq lists its product as uncharacterized. Gene Ontology annotation, biological process: transmembrane transport. The record is from RefSeq and is a predicted model, not a curated record. NCBI's taxonomy places the organism in Eukaryota, Fungi, Ascomycota, Dothideomycetes, Pleosporales, Pleosporaceae. Gene Ontology annotation, molecular function: transmembrane transporter activity. The transcript is spliced from 2 exons. Gene Ontology annotation, cellular component: membrane. The coding region runs from base 1 to 1797 and encodes 598 amino acids.